Molecule: messenger RNA, 354 nt
Organism: Suillus bovinus
Lineage: Eukaryota; Fungi; Basidiomycota; Agaricomycetes; Boletales; Suillaceae
Exons: 1
Source: RefSeq, a predicted model, not a curated record
GAUCCCAAAGCUCAAAUAGUCAAAGAUGAGAAUUUAACCUGGGAGCAAUUCAAUAAGGCAGCACCCCACAUGGUGACUUCAAUGAAAGAUAAUGGUUGGCCAGAUGACAGGGUAGACAUGCAUAUUGCCUUUUGGUCAGCACUACAGAACCAUCGCUGGCGUCAUGACUUCGACGUUCACAAACAACAUGCCUUGCUUUUCUACCAAGCACAACAACAAAGAAGGUGGCACCUCGCCAUAGGCAGCGCGAACAGCUGGAGUCUAGCCAAGAUCAAUCAAGAUCUCCUAGAUGAAGCUUGCAAAAUGAUCUUCAAUCAAUUCAGAAUGCACCAAAUGUCACUACAGGUAUGUUAA